AUGUCCCUCCAUUACACGUCGGAAAAAGAGCACAAUCAGGUACUGUUUGAAGGAGAUUUAUUAGUGAAGAAGGUGAUUUUAAAUAGACCCAAGAAGUUAAAUAUCCUAACUUAUGAAAUGGUUUGUCAAAUGCUAACAAAAUUCCAAAUAUACGAGGAAGAUUCUACAACAAAUUUUGUAAUUUUGAAGGGCAACGGAAGAGCAUUUUGUGCCGGGGGUGAUGUUGUUUCCGUAAUUGGUGCUAGCAAAAUAGGUCAUUGGAGUUUCGGAGCAAAUUUUUACCGAAAACAAUAUGCUUUAGACUACCUACUUGCAACAUAUAAGAAACCCUUGAUUUCACUUAUCAAUGGUUUUGUUAUGGGAGGUGGUGCUGGCUUAUCUAUUCAUGCAAAGUUUAAAGUUGUUACUGAAAAUGCUGUGUUUGCCAUGCCAGAAGCAUCAAUAGGGCUUUUCCCUGAUGUUGGUGCUUCCUAUUUCCUUUCUAGACUUCCUGGCUAUUUCGGAGAAUAUUUGGGACUAAGUGGAGCAAGGUUGGAUGGAACGGAAAUGCUUGCUUGUGGACUUGCGACUCAUUUUGUUCUGUCCAAGGACCUAAUUUUGCUCGAAAAUGAACUUGAUAAAGUGGGAACAUCAGACACAACAAAGAUUGCCAGGAAAAUUGACACAUUCUCGAGUGCAGCACCUGUUAAAAGAGAGAGUGCUUAUGCAAGAUUGGAGAUUAUAAACAAAUGUUUCUCAAAGAAUACUGUGGAAGAAAUAUUAUUAGCCCUUGAGAAGGAGAUAGAACAUAAUGCGGGAAAAUGGAUGAUGGAGGCUGUGAAGUCCAUGAAAGCUGCUAGUCCUACUAGCCUUAAAAUUUUUCUCAGAUCAAUCAGGGAAGGCCGAGAACAAACACUUGACCAAUGCUUUGCACGUGAGUAUAUAACCUUAUCUAACAUUCUUCGAGGAUCAAUUGGCAAUGAUUUGUACGAGGGUACAAGAGCGAAGCUAAUUGAAAAGGACAAUAAACCUAAGUGGGAGCCUUCAAAUUUGCAGUCAGUGAACAAAGAAACGGUGAAUCGUUAUUUUACAGAGGUUGAUGAUCCACAUUGGGAAGUCUUACGUCUUCCUGUUAAUCGACGACAGCCCAACUCGGUUGAUGCAUUGAAAUCCAAGAUAUGA
This is a messenger RNA of Durio zibethinus, 1161 nucleotides long. Its product is annotated as putative 3-hydroxyisobutyryl-CoA hydrolase 3. Gene Ontology annotation, biological process: L-valine catabolic process. Gene Ontology annotation, molecular function: 3-hydroxyisobutyryl-CoA hydrolase activity. The record is from RefSeq and is a predicted model, not a curated record. Lineage: Eukaryota; Viridiplantae; Streptophyta; Magnoliopsida; Malvales; Malvaceae.